AUGGCUCCCAAAAAGAAAGAGCAGCAGAAGAUGUCCCUCGGGGCCUUCUUGACUGAUGAGAAGAUGGGAUCAUGGGCUGAUGAGAUGGAGGACAUGCCAGUUUACUCUAGAACUGGCUAUGGGUCAGAAAGACGCACUUAUAAUUCCAACACUGGCACUUAUGGAGGUGCUUCCAUGGGAGGAUACUCCGUCCGUGAGGAACUUCCGCUUCCCGAUAAGCCACCUUAUACCGUCCAUUUGGGCAAUCUGUCUUUCGAUGCCACUGUUGGCGAUGUCACCGACUUCUUUGCUGACUGCGAAUGCACAAAUGUCCGAAUCAUCGAAGACAAACUUGAGAUGAAACCCAAGGGAUUUGGCUAUGCGGAGUUUGGCACUUUGGAUGGAUUGAAGCAGGCCUUGACUCUCAAUGGCUCCCAGUUCCAAGGACGCAAUAUCAGAAUCAGCGUUGCAGAUCCACCAAAGGACAGAGACCGCCCGGAUGCGCGAGUAAUUACUGAUUGGAGCAGAAAGGGCCCAUUGCCAGAUCUGCCAAACCGUGGUGGUGCUGGCGGUGGCCGUCGAGAGUCAGAACGUGAUUUUGGGUCUGACUUUGGUGACCGUAAAGAACGAUUUCCAGAAGGUGACGGCAAGGUUCGUGACUUCGGAAACUGGGAGCGUAAAGGUCCAUUGUCCCCCAUGCCGCAGCCAGAUCGUGGUCUAAGGGAAGGUGGCCGUCCACGAGACGACGGACCCCGACCCGAGGGCUUCAUGGAGCGAAAGGCUUCCCCUGCCGCAUGGGGCGAAGGUCGUCCACAAGGCUCCCAGGAUGGUUCCAGGCCACCAAGACGCGAGUUCCAGGAGAGGCCAGCAGUCGACCGUGCUCCUACCGCUGCGGAACAGGAUAGCCAGUGGCGAACAAAGAUGCGUCCUGACGCCCCAGCAGCAAAGUCCCCGGUACCUUCUCGCGAUGGUAGCGAGGCACCUUCCUCACCUGCUGCUACACCUGCUACCUUGGCCGCACCAGGAGGCCGACCCAAACUGAACCUUGCCAAGCGGACAGUCUCCGAGGCUCAAGAUCUGCCAUCUCCAGCUUCGGCAUCCGGGGAUGCCAAAUCCAGCCCAUUUGGUGCUGCUCGCCCCAUUGAUACUGCUGCUAAGGAGCGGGAAAUUGAAGAGAAGCGAUUGGCUGUACUUCGGGAGAAGAAGGAAGCCGAUGAGAAGGCCAAGCAGGAGCAGAAGGAAGCUGCUAAAGCCAAGGCUGAAGCAGAAAAGCAAGAGAGCGCUGAAGCAGCCGAAAAAGUUGAGCAGAAAGCCGAAGGCGACGAAGCAGCGACUGUCGAGAAGGAGGAUCAGAAUGGAACUGUCACUGACGACAAGGCCGUGAAACCAAAUACGAUUGUUCGAGAUGCGAAGCCUGCCAGAUUAGCAGAUACCGGCACCUGGAGACGAGCAUCUGGAGGACCCCCAACUCCUCGCGAUGAUAUCCCGCGCGGCCCCAGAGGUAGAGGAGGCGCCAGAGGCAGGGGUGAUGGUCGCGGGCCAAGAAAUUAUGAUGACAGGCCAGCAAGGCAAAACACGAAUGGAGGAGCCUCACCCGCAAGUCCCGCCCAGCCACCUGCUGACUCCGAAACUGCAGCUCUUGAGGGAGAUGGCUGGAGCACCGUCUCCAAGCCAAAGAAGGGCGGUCGUGGAGGCAACCAAGCCGCCCGCGCAAUUGCGUCUUGA
Messenger RNA from Venustampulla echinocandica, 1704 nucleotides. RefSeq lists its product as uncharacterized. Gene Ontology annotation, molecular function: RNA binding. NCBI's taxonomy places the organism in Eukaryota, Fungi, Ascomycota, Leotiomycetes, Helotiales, Pleuroascaceae. The record is from RefSeq and is a predicted model, not a curated record. The coding region runs from base 1 to 1704 and encodes 567 amino acids. The transcript has 6 exons.